AUGGCAUCUCCUACAGAUGGAACAGUUCUGGAAGCAUCUUUGUUAAGUUUUGAAAAGCUUGACAGUGUUUCACGAGAUCUUUGGCCAGAACAAUUACCAGGUGUUUCUGAAUUUGCAGCUUCCUUCAAAAGCCCUAUUACUAGCUCUCCAUCCAAAUGGAUGGCUGAAAUAGAAUGUGUUGACAUUGACAUGUUGAAAGAACUGGACGACCUAACUACAGCUAAUUUGAACGAGAAGGUACAAGGCCUACAGAACCUGGCCUAUCAGCUGGGGCUUGAUGAGUGUUAUUCCUCUACUCUAGGGGUUGUCCUUUACUUGACACUCUGGUGUGGCAUUUCAAUGUCUUAA
Messenger RNA from Tupaia belangeri chinensis (Chinese tree shrew), 348 nucleotides. Its product is annotated as protein lin-52 homolog. The record is from RefSeq and is a predicted model, not a curated record. Gene Ontology annotation, biological process: regulation of DNA-templated transcription. Bases 1 to 348 code for a protein of 115 amino acids. The transcript has a single exon. Gene Ontology annotation, cellular component: DRM complex. Lineage: Eukaryota; Metazoa; Chordata; Mammalia; Scandentia; Tupaiidae.